AGUGAACCAUGGAAGCAAGUAAGACAAACGAAGGAAAUUCCAGCCUUCAGAACAGCCUUGAACAACAAAGUGAUGUUCCUAUCGUAAGUGAGGAAGAAAGAUAUGCACUGUUGCAAAAGCUUAAUCUAGCUCACGAGAUAGGCCUUGAUCAGAGUUUUUCUCUAAAAAAAGAAGAACCCCCUGACAAUAGCUUAGAAAAAGUAGUGACUGAAGUUGUUCACUCUGCGUUUUGGGAUCUCUUCAAACAGCAAAUAUCCGAAGAUCCUCCUAAUCUUACUAUGGCUCUUAGCUUGCUGAACGAAAUAAAAGAAGGCCUGUAUGAUAUAAUGAUGCCUCAUCAGACUAAAUUAAAGUCUGAGGUUGAUGAGAUACUUGAUCUUGAACUAUUGAAGCAGCAAGCUCUGCACGGGGCAUUAGAUGUAAUGUAUUUCGCUCAGUAUAUAUUGUCAGUUAUGAAAAGGCUUUGUGCUCCAAUCAGAGAUGAGAAAAUUGAGGAACUUUCGAAGGAAACUGAAUUAGUUUCACUUUUCCGAGGCAUUUUGGAUACUCUAAAACUAAUGAAACUUGACAUGGUGAAUUUUACAUUAUUUUCCAUUAGGCCUGAAUUAGUUUCUAAUCACAUGGAAUAUGAAAGACAGAAAUUCACUGACUACAUUAAGCUCUCUGGUGAUGCUCUUCCUGUAACUGAAACUUGGUUGAAGAAACACAUUAGGCCUGGGGUAAACAUUAAAGAUGUCUUGUAUAACGCGUUCUUAGAUUUGUUGACAUGGGAUUCUAAUGAGCCCUAUCCAGAAACCUUAAUACUUGAUGAAAAAAGACUGAUCAAAUUGAAAGAAGAGUACUACUUAAUGAAAAUGACGGCAACUAUCGUAUUGUUAUCAUUUAACUCAAUUCCUCCUCAAUUACAAUCUGAUGUAUCUUUAAAAGGAGAAAUAAAACAGCAUAUAUGCUUAUUAUUGGAAGGGGUUAAAAAUGAUCAACAGUUAUCACAAGGUAUUCAAAAUGUUAUCGAACAGAUAAAAAAAGAUAUUAACGACAAAUUGGCAUCGAGGGAAAUGAACCAUCUUAGCGACGAACAGGUAACCAGCCUUAAUCAACAGAUACAGCAGGUAACAGAUCCGCAGAACAGGGUCAGAGGGUUAGUAAACCUCAGGGUUUUGGAUUUCUUAAAAUUAACAUUAAUGCAUCCUGGUGGGAAAACAAAUUUUCCACCUGCAUUAGUUCUGUUUAAAAAGGAAUUGGAAUCUUUAAGUAAUUCGUUUAUGAAUAUCGUCUUGUAUAACAUUAAUAUCUGUUUUGAGCAUUACAAAAAAAUCUUCACCAAAAACGAAUCAUCGUCUUCUAGCAUCAGCAAUACUUAGGCAUCUUAAAAAUUAGUAUCUUUUAUGGAUACAAUAAAACUACUAAAUAUUUAGUAG
Molecule: messenger RNA, 1418 nt
Organism: Nezara viridula (southern green stink bug)
Lineage: Eukaryota; Metazoa; Arthropoda; Insecta; Hemiptera; Pentatomidae
Source: the annotation of a GenBank genome assembly